AUGGCUGUUUACUUGAGUGUCCUAGUUGUGUGUUCUCAGUUAUGUUUCGUUUCUGCUUUUAUGCCCAAUCAUGUGUUUUCGUUUCCACCUCCUGAUGGUUCUAGCACUAAAACGCUUGAUGUGGAUCUCGAUUUGGAAGUAGACGAUUUUUAUCCGGUAGAAGCAGAAGGUUUGGUAGAUAAUGGAUAUAAUCACAAAGAUGUCAUCAGGUAUGCGUGUCUGCAAGAAGUGGCACGGUUCUAUGAAGAGACACUAGAGAUGGACGAAGGACGUCUGCAACGUCUAGAGCCAUUGACUGCCGAAACGCUAUUGACCACGGUAGCUGAGAGAAAGGCUUCAAGUCUCAAUUUUGAGAGUGCACUACGUGAGAUUGAAGUGGAAGCAGCGUUGAUGGAUGUGUAUUAUGAAGUCGAUGAUGAAGAUCAAGCUACUGCUAUUGCUCGUCAACAUUUUGAUAACGAGAAAAUUAAAGAAGGUCACGAGUAUUUACUAGAAAUGGCUCAGACUGUCUUCACUCUUCUCCGCGAUGAUCAGUCGUACUCGGCUGCUCGAACAUUUGUUGGUCGCUUUUUGCUUACAUUACAAGAUUUCUAUGCUCACUCGAACUGGAUAGAGCUCGAAAACAGAGACAUACUGACAGAUCUAGGGCUGUCCCAAUCACCGAAGUUCCUCAGUAAUAUUGCUGAUCCGUGGACUUCUACUUGUACAGAAUGUUGUGAUCCUAAUGAUUCACGCUGCAGUGAAUCUACAUCUCCAGGAGGCUGCACUACAUGUUAUGAUAACGUUAGGAAAUCGAAGUUAACGAGCGGAUACUUCAUUUAUGAUAACUCACAGACGAAACCAACUGGGAAAUGCAGUCAUGGAAGCAAAACAGACAGAUCUCGACAUACUUCGCCAACAGGUGGCAUCAACAAAAGCACAAAGAUUUGUGAAAAGUCUCCUCACCAUUACCUUCAUGAUGAAGCAGCACGUUUAGCAAAAUUAGCAAGCAGACACUUUUUGUCUCAUAUACGAAGCACAGCUGGCGAUGAGGUCUUCCGUAAGUUAUUUAACUUGGCAGAAAAAAACAACUUAGAGAGCAGCAUGUCUCUCUGCUUCGUAAUGGACCAGACAAGCAGCAUGCAGAACGAUAUUGAUGCUGCUAAAACCAGAACGAGACAAAUCAUUACGUCUAGCACCAAACCAUACAAUUAUGUUCUUGUUCAGUUUGGUGAUGAUGACAACGAUCCGGCCUAUGGUCCUGCCAUAGUUACAAACGAUGCGGCUGAGUUUCUGGUCGAACUCGACAAACUGAAAGCAGAAGGUGGAGGAGACUGUCCGGAACUGACACUCCACGCACUGCAGCUGGCUUUGACAAAAUGCCUCCCCGGGUCGAGCAUUUUUGUGUUCACCGAUGCAGGAGCCAAAGACCUGGAACUUGAAAAGACCGUGUAUAGCUUGAUUGAAAACAAAGGGAGUCAAGUGUAUUUCUUCUACACCGGACGCACUCGCUUUCCCUGCAGUUUUAAUCCUUUCUUGUUCGGAGACAUGGCCAAGAAGUCAGGUGGUCAGCUGCUUCACAUUAAACGGACGACUGUCGUCAAAUCUAGUGUGCUGACGCAGACAGUUGCAGAAGGAGUCACGGCCCUGCUGCUGUCUGUUGUGAAACGAUCACAAUCUGCCAGCUAUGAGUUUACCAUUGACCGUACGGUCACCAAGUUUACUGUAUCAGUGACGGGGUACAGCAGUCUUAGUCAACUGAUGAGACCAGACGGCAGUCAGUACUGGCAGGACCGGCUGUCUCGUAGUGGACAUUCACUUGUUACUGUUCCUGAGAAGGACAUUCUUGUAGGAAACUGGACAGUGAGAGUACUGAGGAGUCCAACUGAACAUACAGUCACUGUUCAGGCGGCCACUUCUAUUGAUUUUUUGUAUCAAUUUGUCGAAUUGGCUGGGAGACCUGGACAUCUUGGUGUCUUUCCUAUCAUUGGCCAACCGGUUGAAGGAGGUCUAUCAAAAGUUGUUCUGACUGUGGCUGGAAUGGCCGGUCUCAGGGAAGUAACCGAACUGAACGUUAUGUCAGAAUCCGGAGACAUUAUAGACACUCUCGACUCUUCUUGGCUGGAGGUGGGUCGGCGUGGCUCAUCCAAUAUGUUUGGAGUGGCUUUUAGAACUCCUAACGUAUCAUUUCGACUGGCAAUGACUGCUGUUGAUGAGACUGGAACGGUAGUUCGUCGGUUGGCAAAUACCAUCGUGACUGCACAGCCAUUCAAAACACACCUUGAUAGUCAAUCCAACCAAGUGGUCAAACCAGGUAAUCGGUCUGAUGUCACUUUCAAGGUCUAUCCAUCUGCAGACGAAAGUGACGUGGAGAUAAGUAUGAAUAUUGAGGAGACUAGUCUCCUUGAAGAUCCAAUGAUCGAUGUCAUAAUACAAGAGGCUGAUGGAAGUCUUGUUCCUCUUCGCAAGAAACGUCAAACUGCUGACUUGUCAACGUCAAAAAUACGAGAAUUGAAAACCGUUGUCACUUUGAAGAAAGGACAGGUUGCUUUGGUCAAUGUUUCAUUUACUGUAUCAAAAACUGCAGAGACGGGUCACGUGAGCUCUGCAACAAUCAUCAUCGCUAGUGGCAAGUCAUUCAACUAUGUGCCAGUUGAACUAGUAACUGCUCCGCCGGUAGAUGACAAGACGCCACCUCGUUGUGAUAUCGUGGGUCAUACAGGCUGCAACUCUGAUUUAACACGUGAGACGUGUGAUGACCAUACUUGGCAUGUCGACGCUCGCGUGGUUGACUCAGAAUUGGGAUUGCUCAACAUCAGAAGUGAACAUCUUGCUGUCAAUGUUAGCCACUCGAAGUUUGACAAGAACAACACGUUGCCAGUCGAUGUAAAGGCUGUUGCUUCGUGUUGUCAUCGUCAAGUGUCACUUCACACAUCAGACAUUGUCGGCAAUGUUCAGACCUGUUCUGUUUCCUUGCCUUCACUCAAAUCUAUAAGAAAGACUGAAGUAACAUCACCACCAACUGUUAAACUGGCAACUCCACGACAAAAACCACCGAUUUCCAGCAAAGAUUGUGAGCAUCAGUGGGAAAGGGAUGACUUUGUUGAAGCAAUAAUGAAGCAAUACGUACGUCAAGUUUCACGACUUUCUGCUGAUGCCAAAUUGACAACAGUGCAGUUCAAUUUCCAUGUAAAGAGGAUGCUUGUUAACAAUUCAUUUCUAGAUGCCGACAUAAACAGAAAUGGUCAACUGUCAUCGGAUGAGGUGCAACAGUUCGUAUUCAGCUUAUACAAAAGGAGCCUUGUUGAUCAAGUAGAAUGCUUGUUGGAAUUCAUUGAGAGAUGUCGUGCUGAGAGGGACCGUUUGGACAUACAUUUAUGGAGAGAAUGUGCAGAGAAAGGAAACAUAACGACUCCUAAUACACAACCAAGACCUACAACAGAUUCUGCUACACAACCAAGAUUUACAACUUCUGCAACUACACAACCAAGACCUACAACACCACAAGUAACACCAUCUAGCAAAGGCUGCCAGGAGCGUUCGGAAAGCGACCUAAUUGCACAGGGUAUGAAACAAUAUCUGCUUCAAGUUUUGGGGCUAUCUGCGGACACUAUAUUAACAGAACAACAGUUCAGUCCUGAUAUAAGGAGAAUUAUUGCCAAAAAUUGGUUUCGAGAUGCCGAUCUAGACGGAAAUAGUCAACUCUCGUUGAGUGAGUUGAAUCAGUUUGCAUUGAGCUUGUAUGAAAGGAAACUCACUGAUGGAGCAGAAUGCAUGUUGGCAUCCAUGGAGAGAUGUCGCGGUGAUAAGGGUUAUUUGGACAUUGAUGGAUGGGUAGCAUGUUCUGGAACAACACCCAGUAGCAUUGGUUAUGAUGGUCUACUUGAAAACACACCAUCUGAAAAAGGAAUGCUGACACCCAGUAGCAUUUAUUAUGAGCGAGAAUUAUUUAUUAAAAACACACCAUCUGAAAAAGCAGAAGUGCUGACACCCAGUACCUUUGAUCAUCUACAUGAUAUUACACCAUCAUGGAAUCCGGAUUGGUGGUGAUACUACUAGACAACCAACAUGCUAGCUACAUCUGUAAGGUGUAUGUUAGUGAUAUGUGUGUUUCAUGCUGCUGUCUAGCUGCUGCUAUUGUGUGCUCUCUGUCAGAAUUUGACGUGUCCAUACCCUGA
This is a messenger RNA of Corticium candelabrum, 4157 nucleotides long. RefSeq names its product von Willebrand factor A domain-containing protein 7-like. The transcript is spliced from 8 exons. NCBI's taxonomy places the organism in Eukaryota, Metazoa, Porifera, Homoscleromorpha, Homosclerophorida, Plakinidae. Gene Ontology annotation, molecular function: calcium ion binding. Bases 1 to 4029 code for a protein of 1342 amino acids. The record is from RefSeq and is a predicted model, not a curated record.